Messenger RNA from Carlito syrichta (Philippine tarsier), 2059 nucleotides. It is a transcript of the gene ZNF792, whose product is annotated as zinc finger protein 792. The transcript is spliced from 4 exons. Bases 1 to 1902 code for a protein of 633 amino acids. NCBI's taxonomy places the organism in Eukaryota, Metazoa, Chordata, Mammalia, Primates, Tarsiidae. The record is from RefSeq and is a predicted model, not a curated record. Gene Ontology annotation, biological process: regulation of DNA-templated transcription.
AUGGCGGCGGCGGCGCGGACGGACCCCGCGCAGGGCUGUGUGACCUUUGAGGACGUGACCAUUUACUUCUCCCAGGAGGAGUGGGGACUCCUUGAUGAGGCUCAGAGACUCCUGUACUACGAUGUGAUGCUGGAGAACUUUGCACUUAUAGCCUCUCUGGGACUUAGAUCUUUCAGGUCCCAUAUCAUUGCCCAGCUGGAGAUGGGGAAAGAGCCUUGGGUGCCUGACAGUGUGGAUAUGACUUUAGCCAUGGCAAGAGGGGCUUAUAGCAGGCCUGGCUCUGAUUUUUGCCAUGGAACACAGGGUAAGGAGUUACUUUCCGAGCAUGGUGUUUCCGUAGACGUGUCACAGGACAGGAAUUCCAACGUAGCUGUCUCCACCCAGAAGACCUGCUCCUGUGACAUGUGUGAUCUACACUUGGAAGACAUAUUACACCUGACUGAACACCAGACAGCACAUCCCAGGCAAGAAGCAUGUGCGUGUGAGGCAUAUGGAAAAGGGGCCGAGUUCAACGCAAACCUUCCCCAGCAACGAGUACAGCAGAAUGUCGACAAAUCUAUCCGCAGGAAGGAAGGCAGGGUCUCAUCUGUGCAGACCUGCCAAGAUCACACAUCAGAGAAGGUUUCCACAUGCAAAGAAGGUGGGAAGGACCUUGUGGCCACAUCAGGCUUUCUGCAGCAUGACAUCAUUCCCAGAGUGGGGGAGCCAAACAAGAGCCCCGAAGGUGUGGUGGAUUGUCACACUGCACAAAAGCAUAACAAGUGCAGUGAAUUUGGGGAUGCUCUCAGUGACAAAUCCACACUUGUUCGGCACCAGAGAAUUAACACUGGAGAAAGGCCUUAUGAGUGCAGCAAAUGUGGGAUAUUCUUUAGCUAUGCUGCUGGCCUCACUCAGCACCAGAGAGUUCACAAUAAAGGAAAACCUUAUGAGUGCUGUGAAUGUGGGAAAUUCUUUAGCCAACACUCCAGUCUUGUUAAACAUCAUAGAGUUCACACGGGUGAAAGCCCUCAUGUGUGCAGUGACUGUGGGAAAUUCUUUAGCCGAAGCUCCAACCUCAUUCAACAUAAGAGGGUUCACACUGGCGAAAAGCCAUAUGAGUGCAGCGACUGUGGGAAAUUCUUUAGCCAGCGCUCCAACCUCAUUCAUCAUAAGAGGGUUCACACUGGUAGAAGUGCUCAUGAGUGCAAUGAAUGCGGGAAAUCCUUCAACUGCAACUCCAGCCUAAUUAAACACUGGAGAGUUCACACUGGCGAAAGACCUUAUAAGUGCAGUGAAUGUGGGAAAUUCUUUAGCCACAUCGCCAGUCUCAUUCAACAUCAGAUAGUUCAUACUGGUGAACGGCCCUAUGGGUGCAGUGACUGUGGGAAAACUUUCAGCCGAAGCUCCGACCUUAUGAAACAUCAGAGAGUUCACACCGGUGAGCGGCCUUAUGAGUGCAGCGAAUGUGGGAAAUUGUUUAGCCAAAGCUCCAGCCUCAAUAGCCAUCGGAGACUUCACACUGGUGAACGGCCUUAUCAGUGCAGUGAAUGUGGGAAGUUCUUUAACCAAAGCUCCAGCCUCAAUAACCAUCGAAGGCUUCACACUGGUGAGCGGCCUUACGAAUGCAGUGAAUGUGGAAAAACCUUCAGACAGAGGUCCAAUCUGAGGCAGCACCAGAAAGUUCACAAACCAGAUAGGCCUUAUAAGUGUAAUGACUGUGGGAAAGCCUUCAGCCAAAGACCUACCCUCAUUCGGCAUCAGAAAAUUCACACUAGGGAAAGGAGUGUAGAGAUUGUGCUUCCUUCAAGUUCAAUACAACGGCACACACCAGAGAUAACCUCUGAGAGCAGACUUUAUGAAGGAGCUGUCAGGCAGAAGUUGAAUCUUGUCCAUCCAAAUAUCCACAUGGGAGAGUCCCUGUGAAUGCUAGAUAUGUUGGAAGCUUUCUGGAGCUAAGUUGCAUUUUCUGACCAUGGAUUUUAUCAGAGUUUUGUCACUGCUAGGGUUUGUGACAUAAGCAUCUCAGCACUACCCACUGGCAGAUCUCCAGAGUAUGUGUUGGUCCUCUGCUGUGAUCAGG